This is a messenger RNA of Magnolia sinica, 546 nucleotides long. Its product is annotated as vacuolar iron transporter homolog 2-like. The coding region runs from base 1 to 546 and encodes 181 amino acids. Gene Ontology annotation, biological process: intracellular manganese ion homeostasis. The transcript has a single exon. Lineage: Eukaryota; Viridiplantae; Streptophyta; Magnoliopsida; Magnoliales; Magnoliaceae. The record is from RefSeq and is a predicted model, not a curated record. Gene Ontology annotation, molecular function: iron ion transmembrane transporter activity; manganese ion transmembrane transporter activity. Gene Ontology annotation, cellular component: membrane.
AUGCCACUCCCCGAACAAUCAUCCGAUGUCGAAAGGCAGACAGCCAACACCAACAUCCACAACUCUGAGAGGGUGCAAAGGCUGCAAUCCGCUGUCCUAGGAGCCAACGAAGGGCUGGUGUUCACAGCAUCGCUGAUGAUGGGAAUUGGAAAUUUGAAAAAGGAGGAAACAGCCAUGAUCCUCUAUGUGUUCACUGGACUAGUUGCGGGUGCAAUUAACAUCUCGAUAAGAGAGUUCAUCUCUGUCUACCAUGAUAUAGAGGUGGCCCAGAUGAAUAGCCCGAUGCAAACGGCGGCAGUGUCGGCUCACACCUUCUUCAUCGGUGGGAUGAUUCCACUACUGACGGCAGCAUUUAUAAAGAUACACAAGGUGCUAGGGGUGGUGAUAGCAGUGACCUUGGCAUUAAUGCUCUUUGGAGGUCUUAGAGCCAAGUUGGGGAGAACGCCAAUAGGGAGAUCUUGUUUGAUGGUAAUGGUCGAAGGUUGGUUUGCAAUGCUUAUGAAUUUUGGCUUAAUGAAGUUGUUUCAGUCUCUUUCUCAUUGGUAG